AUGUCUCUUUUUUUUUUGACUUUUGCUUAUUCUUCUUCUCUUAAAUCAUUCUUUCUUUCUUUCUUUCUUUCUUUCUACACAUUUUUCUUUUACUUUCUCUCUUUCUUUUUCUUUUUCUCGUUCUUUCUUUUACUUUACUCUUUCUUUCUUCCUUCCUUUUUAUUGAUUUUUCUUUUACCUUUUUCUUUCGCUUUAUUUUUGUCAUUCUAUCUUUCUUUCUUUCUUUCUGCUAAUUUUUAUUUUUCUUUUCUCUUCCUUUUCUUUCUUUUUUCUUUCUACUCAUUUUCUUUUACUUCUUCUCUUUCUUCAUUUUCGUUUCUUUCUUUCUUUCGCUUCCUCCUCUCAACCCAUUCCUAUUCUACGCCACUUUCUCCCAUUAUAAAUGAUUCAAGCGAAAUAGAAUAUUUUAUCAUUUUCUUGACUCUUGUGUUUUUACACUUUCACUCUUAUUCCGUUUAUCUUUUAUCCUUUUCUUUCUCGCCACUCUUCUCCCUUAUUUUAUCCGUCUCUCUCUCUCUCGCUCUCUCUCUCUCUCCCCUGUUUUUAUUUCUCUUCUAUGACAUUUUCUAUUCCUUGAAAUGUAACUUCCUCUGUUUUCAUUCGGUUUCUUUCAUUUUCAUCUUUCUUACUUUCUGUCUGUCUGUCUUUCUUUCUUUCUUUCUUUCUUUUUUCUUAUACGCUUUCUUUAUUUCUUAUAAAUUUUCUAUCUUUCUUAUACCGUCUUAUAAAGUUUCUAUCUUUUUUAUACCAUCUUAUAAAGUUUCUGUCUUUCUUAUACGGUCUUAUAAAUUUUCUUUCUUUUUUAUACCGUCUUAUAAAUUUUCUAUCUUUUUUAUACUGUCUUUUAAAGUUUCUAUCUUUCUUAUAUGGUCUUAUAAAUUUUCUUUCUUUUUUAUAACGUCUUAUAAAUUUUCUAUCUUUCUUAUACCGUUUUAUAAAGUUUCUAUCUUUUUUAUACCGUCUUAUAAAGUUUCUAUCUUUCUUAUACGGUCUUAUAAAUUUUCUUUCUUUUUCAUACCAUCUUAUAAAGUUUCUGUCUUUCUUAUACGGUCUUAUAAAUUUUCUUUCUUUUUAUACCGUCUUAUAAAGUUUCUAUCUUUCUUAUACCGUCUUAUAAAUUUUCUUUCUUUUUUAUACCGUCUUAUAAAGUUUCUAUCUUUUUUAUACCGUCUUAUAAAGUUUCUGUCUUUCUUAUACGGUCUUAUAAAUUUUCUUUCUUUCUUAUACGGUCUUAUAAAGUUUCUAUCUUUCUUAUACCUUUCUUUCUUUCUUAUACCAUCUUAUAAAGUUUCUAUCUUUAUUAUGCCGUCUUAUAAGGUUUCUUUCUUCUCUUUCUUUCUAUCUGUCUAUUUCUCUUUCCAUUCCUUUCAUUCCGUUCUUCUUUCUUUCUUUCUUUCUUUGACCUUCUGCAUCCAUUCUCCACUAUUACACCUCCUCCUCCUCCCUCCUCUUUUUUUUUCUCUCCUUCCCUCCUCCCUUCCUUCCUACAAUCCCCAGCUGACCAGAGUCUUAUCGCUCUUAACCGGCUUGGUUGUCAUAGCAAUCAGACUAAAGUAA
This is a messenger RNA of Acanthosepion pharaonis, 1557 nucleotides long. The record is from the annotation of a GenBank genome assembly. Lineage: Eukaryota; Metazoa; Mollusca; Cephalopoda; Sepiida; Sepiidae.